AUGGAGAUCCGACCAGACAGGUUCAAGGCGGUCGCGGGCGAAACUCUGGGAAAAAUUCACAGACUGAUCGAGAAGCGCCAGCCCAAUGGAGAGACUAUUGAGUUAUCAGCGGAGGGCCGUCCUGAGCUGGUGGAGGAGAAGGAGCUGCCGGUGGUGGACUGUACCUGCUUUGGCCUGCCCAGGCGUUACAUCAUCGCCAUCCUGUCUGGCCUGGGGUUUUGCAUCUCCUUUGGCAUCCGAUGCAACCUGGGUGUAGCCAUCGUAAGCAUGGUCAAUGACCACACCGUCUACAAGGGAAACAAAGAGGUGCUUGUGGCUGCACAGUUCACGUGGGACCCUGAGACGGUGGGGAUGAUACACGGCUCCUUCUUCUGGGGCUACAUCGUCACACAGAUUCCGGGUGGCUUCAUAUGUCAAAAAUUUGCAGCCAACAGGGUGUUUGGAUUUGCUAUAGUGGCCACGUCCACCCUAAACAUGCUGAUCCCCUCUGCGGCUCGCUGCCAUUACAGCUGUGUCAUCCUGGUCAGGAUAUGCCAGGGCCUUGUGGAGGGCGUAUCAUAUCCCGCCUGCCAUGGGAUCUGGGCCAAGUGGGCUCCCCCUCUGGAGAGGAGUCGACUGGCUACAACAGCUUUUUGUGGGUCGUAUGCAGGAGCAGUGGUGGCCAUGCCUUUAGCCGGGAUUCUGGUGCAAUACACUGGGUGGUCUUCUGUUUUCUACGUCUAUGGCAGCUUUGGGAUAUUCUGGUAUUUCUUCUGGAUUCUGGUGUCCUACGAGAGCCCGGCGGCCCAUCCCACCAUCACACCAGAGGAGAGGAAAUACAUUGAAGAUGCAAUUGGAGAGUCUGCAUCGUUCCUCAAUCCUCUCCAGAAAUUCAAAACCCCGUGGAGACACUUCUUCACCUCUAUGCCGGUGUACGCCAUCAUUGUAGCCAACUUCUGCAGGAGCUGGACCUUUUACCUGCUGCUCAUCAGCCAGCCAGCGUACUUCGAGGAAGUCUUUGGAUUUGAGAUCAGCAAGGUGGGCAUGGUUUCAGCUUUGCCCCAUCUGGUGAUGACCAUCAUUGUGCCCAUAGGCGGCCAGCUGGCCGAUUAUCUGAGAACACACAACCUGAUGUCCACCACCAACGUCAGGAAGCUCAUGAACUGUGGAGGUUUUGGAAUGGAAGCCACUCUCUUACUUGUGGUGGGUUACUCUCACACAAAGGUGGUUGCCAUUUCCUUCUUGGUCCUUGCGGUUGGUUUUAGUGGAUUUGCUAUCUCAGGGUUCAAUGUCAACCAUUUGGACAUCGCCCCCCGCUAUGCCAGCAUAUUGAUGGGCAUCUCCAAUGGAGUAGGAACUUUAUCUGGGAUGGUGUGCCCUCUCAUAGUUGGAGCCAUGACUAAACACAAGACACGUGAAGAGUGGCAGUAUGUCUUCCUCAUUGCUUCUGUUGUUCACUACGGGGGAGUGAUUUUCUACGGACUCUUUGCGUCGGGAGAAAAGCAGCCAUGGGCAGACAUAGAGGACACCAGUGAAGAGAAGUGUGGCAUCAUCGAUGAGGAUGAACUGGCCAAUGAGACAGAGGAGCUCUACCAUGGAGGCGGGCAGUACGGGACGAUGAGCCAACCAGUAGCUGGCUCCAACGGGGAAGGAGCUGGAGGAGGGGGAGCUGGGGCUGGUUGGGUGACGGACUGGGAUAAAUCAGAGGAAUAUGUGCAGCCACCGGGAUACAACUCUUACAUGUAUGGGGGAGAAAAGGAGAAGGAGCUGACAUAA
This is a messenger RNA of Lampris incognitus (smalleye Pacific opah), 1755 nucleotides long. It is a transcript of the gene slc17a7a, whose product is annotated as solute carrier family 17 member 7a. Gene Ontology annotation, biological process: monoatomic anion transport; regulation of synapse structure or activity; transmembrane transport. The transcript is spliced from 13 exons. Gene Ontology annotation, molecular function: L-glutamate transmembrane transporter activity; neurotransmitter transmembrane transporter activity. The record is from RefSeq and is a predicted model, not a curated record. Lineage: Eukaryota; Metazoa; Chordata; Actinopteri; Lampriformes; Lampridae. Gene Ontology annotation, cellular component: synaptic vesicle membrane; excitatory synapse. Bases 1 to 1755 code for a protein of 584 amino acids.